CAUUCACUUGUUCACAAAAUGCACAAUAUUAUGUUUAAAAACACACUGUUUCAUUUUAUUAAAACGUUGAUACUUGUAAAUUUUAUAUUCUAAAUGAAGUAUAGUUUUAUUUUACUUAGGUGUAAGUAAACGACAAUAAAAUUAAAGCAACCUAUCCAAGGGUGUACUAUAAAGUGGUUUAUUAUAUAAGUGAUAAUAAAUAUUUAUUACAAUGGUUUAGGAGAAGUUUGAUUCGCAGUUUAUCAGCGUCUUUGAUGUUAUGUGAAUAUGGAUAAUUCAACAGACAAUUGGGACCCUGCUCUUACUCGUCUCUUAUCUUCACUUAAGGAAGUUCAGUCAGAUGGAGAAGAUGUAGCUUUCUUAAGUGAACUGCUGCAGUCUAAGCAGCUACAUGCACUUGUUCAAGUACAUAAUAAAAUUGUAGCAGCACAAUGUAAAGAUGAUAAAUUUUAUCCAUUACUCUCUAAUGCAAUGCAAGUAACUCUGGAGGUGUUAGAAAUGUUUGGUGAGGUGGUGAUAAGUUCAAAUGAAUAUAAAGAGCUGUUGAAAUUACUGCAGAAGCCACAUUUCCAGGCAAUACUCUGUACACAUGACGCAGUGGCCCAAAAAGAUUAUUAUCCUCACUUACCAGACAUACCUGCCGACGCUGAUGAUGAAGAGGAAACCGUAAAAAUUGUUCAACUUGUUAAAAGUGAUGAACCAUUGGGUGGUGCUCAGAGUGCAGAGCCAAUAGUGGGUGCGACUAUAAAAACAGAUGAAGAAACUGGAAAAAUUGUUAUAGCUAGAGUCAUGCAUGGUGGUGCCGCUGAUCGUUCUGGUCUUAUUCACGCGGGUGAUGAAGUUAUAGAGGUUAAUGGAAUAAGUGUUGAGAAUAAGUCACCAGCAGAUGUUCUUUCGAUCUUGGUAAGAUCCAAUCAAAGUUCUGAGGGGACUAUAACUUUCAAGUUAGUACCGUCUUUUGGCAAAGGUGGGUCAAGAGAAAGUAAAGUGAGAGUACGAGCUCUAUUCCAUUAUAAUUCUGCUGAAGAUCCAUAUAUUCCAUGCAAAGAAGCUGGUCUUAAUUUUAAAAAAGGUGACAUCCUGCAUAUAGUCUCUCAAGACGAUGCCUAUUGGUGGCAGGCUCGUCGUGAAGGCGAUAGAGUCAUGAGGGCGGGGCUAAUACCAUCAAGGGCUCUUCAAGAGGGGCGUAUUAUACACGAACGCCAAAUCGAUCCACAAACUUUAGAUGGUAAGGCCGCCCUGUGCAGUCCAUCAGCGGCUAAUUCGGACUGUGGACCCAAAACUCCUUGUUCACCCACACCUAACGCUACCGCUCUACUGCCCUGCAAGUCUACGCCCAAAGUUAAAAAAAUCAUAUACGAUAUAAAAGAAAAUGAUGAUUUCGAUCGUGAAAUGAUUCCGACGUAUGAAGAGGUCGCCAGAUUGUAUCCACGACCAGGGCUCAUUAGACCCAUCGUGCUGGUCGGUGCUCCGGGUGUCGGUCGCAACGAGUUGCGAAGGAGGCUGGUGGCAACCGAUCCAGAGAAAUAUGUCACACCAGUACCUUAUACAUCUCGUGCUCAAAAAACCAGUGAACAAAAUGGAAAAGAAUAUGUUUUUGUCACGCGUGAAAAAAUGGAACAAGACAUUUCGGAAGGGAAGUUCAUAGAGCACGGGGAAUACAAAGGGAAUCUGUAUGGAACAUCAGCAGAAAGUGUGGAAACUAUAGUGAACUCAGGGCGCGUAUGUGUUCUGAGUCCUCACUGGCAAGCCUUGAAGAUGCUGCGAACCCCGAGACUGCGGCCGUACAUUAUAUUUAUAAAACCACCAUCGUUAAAGACACUUUCCGAAACAAGGACUGCUGCGAAUGCGCGCUCGACAUUUGACAAGGAGAGCUCGAGAGCUUUUACAGAAGAGGAGUUCGCAGAUAUUAUAAGGUCAUCGAAUCGUAUAAAUUUUCUGUAUGGCUACAUGUUUGACGAGGAAAUAGUAAAUGAAGAUCUGGCUACCGCACUCACACAGCUUCUGAAAAUGGCAUGGCGGGUGCAAUCCGAGCCGCUUUGGGUCCCGGCGGCUUGGGUGCAGUAAGAUGUAUCCGGUUGUAACGUUAGUUUAAGUUAGUUCAAUUCUAGUCAAAUUUUUGUUCGGUUAGGAUUUUUAGAAUAAUUUUGUUAAUAUUUGUUAAUUAUUUAUAGACCUUUCAGUAUUUUUUUUUUAUUGUAAUCGCUGGCAAAAAAAAUAUCAGUCAUUAUAUUUUCGCGUUCUUUCGUAUUUCUAUUUAUUUUGUCCUUUUGAUGUAAAAAUGUAUAUACUUGUGUUUUCAAUUUAUGUGCCCCUUUAGGUAUAGAUAUAUUUAUUUAUAAAAAAUAUUAAUCGUCCUAUGUGUGCGUAAUCUCUAAACCCACGAAAACUCCAAUGCUUUAGACCCGUAACUGCAAUCUGCGUGAUUUUAGAUGUGUUCCUUUGAUAAAUGAUCAUUAAUAGGUUAAUUUGGUUCGAGGCGAUUGUAAAAUGUUAAUAAAAGUAACGUUAUAACAGCACCACCUGAAAGCCAGCGACGGAGUAUUACAUUAAAUUAUAUUAUAUUAUAGGAAUAUCCGAGCUGUUACUUCAAAUGCUACACGUGGAGCAUUGAGCGUAUAGCACGAAGGAAACUUAAUGAAGUGCAAAAUCUUUAAAUCGCUAACUCUCAUGAUAAUCAUCCUCAUUAUUCAUGAAUUACCAAACCGUAUUAAUACAUAAGUUUAGUUAAUAAGUAAGUCUUCCUUGCCGUGCUAUAUGCUCAAUGAUGUGUGUGAUAAAAUGUUUAAUCAAACCUUCUUUAACUGAGUCACGAAAUCUCUUCGAGCCGUCUCCAGUACUCUAUAUAUCGACGAUUGGCUCACCGCGUUUAUGUUAUUUUCACAAAUCUUCGUAUAUUUCAUAGAAUUAAGGAUAUAUACAAAUACUCAUUAGGUAACGUAUUGGUAACGAUGUUGUAGUAUCGGUUUGCAAUAUUUAUUAGCUUAUUUACUAUUCGUAUUACAAUUCUUAUCAGUAAUCAGAACUCGAUACACGAUGGUUCCAGUACUCUUAGAGCCCUUAGUUCUUGUAUCGGAUCUUUUACUUCUAGUCACGAUAACUGUACUCACACGCGGUAGGACUUGCGACCUUCUGAUCUUUAUUUAUUGGAAUAAAUUGUUGGAAAGUAGAAUGACUUAAUCGAAGUAAUAAGUAAUCUACGAGCCUCCUUCGAAGCCCUAAAGUUUACUAGAGCGCCUCUAUUUAAUCUUUCAGAGACGCGCCAUUACGUGUCUUUAAUAAAAAUCUUAUAUUAUAUUUAUUUUUUAUCGUAAUUAGUAUGUAAACGUGUUAAGGGUGAUCGAUAUUCCCCGCACUCUCUAUCGCUAAAGGCAAAGGAACAGUAGUUGUAAAUACCUAGUUCGUACAAGAGUAUUUUCUCUUAGAGUAAGUAAUGUAUAUUAUAAAAAUAUUUUCCGACAUUUGCUUGAAAACGUAGUUCUUAGAAUAGGGAUUUUAUAUCCAAGGAUUCCACCGUUGCGGACAUUUAUUUAAAUAUUAUUAUUGAUAUUUAGAUAAAUGUUGUAUCUGAGUGAGGUUAAUGUUAAUUUAAUAAACUAUAAUAAGAAAGUUAAUUUGUAUUUAAAAGCCAGUUAAAAGUUUUGGUCGUUUCUUAAAAAUUCGGCUUUUAAAUGUCCCAUUGUUGGGCUAAAGCGCCUUAGUGGUGUACACCUGUACUAGAUUCUCAUCUGUUACACGCAGGUUUCCUCGCGACUUAUUAUUCAUUGGGCCAUCUCGGUUCGCCUAAAACAAGAAAAUAAUAUUUUUCUUUAUACAAUUUUGAAUUUAGUAUUCAAUCGGGAUCAGCUUGAUCAUCAUUUUUAAAAUUUUGGACAGAGUAAAUAAAUUGAGUCAAUAAACAUGUAACAAAAUUCAGUAAAUUUUUAAUUAUAAAAAAAAAGACGUUGGAUGUCUAUCAUCAGUAAGAGAAUAAAGGAAAUUGCGAAACCUAAACAAAAAUAAAAACUAAUUAACCCUUAUUUUAACGGAUUUAAAUUUAUUUUCGUUCCAUUUUAAUUUUGAAAAGAACUGUGGUGACAAAAUAUCAAUGAUAGAUCAAAUAUGCUUUACGUUAAAAUUUAUAAAUUCGUCUCAAUUGGUUUGACUCAUUUAUAUUCAGUUCAUUUCAUAAUUUAAAAUACUUGCCCGAUUCGUGUAUCUGUAGUUCUGAAUAUAAUAACUUGACGGAAAGCGUAACUGCCGUUGAAUAAGAACUUUUCAACGAGUUAAUAAAGCUGAUGCCUAGACUUGGCAUGUUGUGAUGUAUUAAAAUUAUUUUCUUUUAAAUUUUCGAUCAAGCAAUUGUAAAAUUUUAGCAACUAACGUUAUAACAGCACCACCUGAAAGCCAGCGACGGAGUAUUACAUUAAAUUAUAUUAUAUUAUAGGAAUAUCCGAGCUGUUUACUGCAGAUGCUACACGUGGAGCAUUGAGCGUAUAGGACGAAGGAAACUUAAUAAAGUGCAAAAUCUUUAAAUCGCUAACUCUCAUGAUAAUCGUCCUCAUUAUUCAUGAAUCACCAUACUGUAUUAAUACUUAAGUUUAGUUAAUAAGUACGUCUUCCUUGCCGUGCUAUAUGCUCAAUGGUGUGUGUGACAAAACGCGUUUACUAAGUACUUUUCUUUACCUGAAUCGAAUACUCUUCGCUUCUUGAGACCUUUUUGAAAUCUUCGUUAGAAAUAUAGAGUCAGGAGUUAAUUGGUUAUAUAUUAUUUGGUCUGAUUAAUUGGUAUUCUAUAUUCGCUUAUUCGCUCCGUAAUAUCGUUCGUAUAUCUUAGCUCUUCCAAUUAACUCUUAAAGUCGAGAUGUUUUGAAUAAAGUUUAUUGUAUCUUUGCUCAUAAUAAUCGGUAAAUUUUCUAUUCGAAAGGUACUUCCAUAAUUAUAUCUCUUAUUAAGGUAAAAUAUUUGAAAAUAAAAACAACAUUGAUUAUUAAAAUACAAUGUCGGAGACUAUCUGAAGAAAUAGUAGAUUUUAUAUAAAAUAAAAAUAAAAAGGAAAAAAAAAAGAUAGAUUAUAAUAUUUAAAAAUUAAAAUAAUAAAAACAAUUACGUUAUUAGUAUGUACAAUCAAAUCGUAACUUCCAUUACUAGAAUAUCCCUAGGGAAUACUUACAUGUAAUUUUAAUAAUUUAAUUUUAACUUGGCCAGACUAUUGCUUCUAUAGGUUCAUAUAGAUUAGUUUAUGUAUUCUUUAUUCAAUAUAUUUGCAUUGAAUAUAUUUACGGUUAUAAUCAAAAUUUUCUUAUAAUUUCAAAUCCGCAGCUACGAUUCCGGUAUUCAUUAAAAUAAUUUAACGUAAUGUACUUAACAUAUUUUAUUUAUUCAUUUAUUUAGUUCCGUUUAAUUUUAAAACCUAUAAAUAAUUUACCAUUGUUUAUUUCAACCCUUUCAGGACAAUACAUAUAGGACAUAUUUCAGGACAAAAUAAUAGCGAUUGUAUAUUAAAGUUAAUGUUGCCUAGUUUAAAUUUUAAAAAUAUAUAUAUUUUUUUUAAUCAUAAAGAUUUAUCUAUAAUGUUCAUACAUGGCCUACAAAUUUUUUACAAAGUAGUAUUUCAAUGAAAGUUAAUAAGAUAUAAUCAUAUAUAAUUAUCUCCACUCUUUUCAAAUAGAUUUAGAUUAUUUUUCAAUGCGAUCUCAUGGAAUAGAAUAAUGUGAUAGAUUUAAAAAAAAAAACAUAUGAAAUAAGUUUCUUCGUAUUCAUAAUCGUAUAUACAUAAUUGAUAUUAAGAAAUCUUUUAAAGUAAGUUUUAUUGGCAGCGAUAUAUAUCAGAUUAGUAAUAAGUAACUGGGUGUUAUAAAUGUGGAAGAAAUAGUUUAUGAGUACUCAAAUAUAACGUUAAUAAAACAUUAUACUAUAAAUUGUAGUUAUGAGAACAGUUAUUUUAGAGAAAAUCUAAUUUUGCUUGUUUUUUUUUUAUAUAUUCGAUUGUUUUUUUCUAAACUGCCUCCGAACUGCAGUUAUUGCAAAUUAGGGGUAAUUCUCCUGUGUUUCUCGACGUGCUGUGAUGCAUUUCAGUAAGCGAUAUCUUAAAUUUAUAACGGCUUCUUAAUAACAUAUUUUAGUGAUACACUGUUUUCUUUUUUGCUUCGGUAUUUAUCUACUCUACGUUUUUUAUAAUAUUUUUUUUAACGUAUCGAUUCUUGACGAAAAUAAUGUAUCGCUUAUUUAUUGUUUCCUUAAAUAAUGUCACGUUUUAAGAAUUUUUCCAACGGUCAUAACUUUGUAUAUUAAAACGUUAAGGGACGGCUACUAGUAAUUAGAAUCUAUAUUCGAGUAUAAUGCACUUGUAUGCUUUGUAAUGUUCGGUGUAUUUGUAAUAUUUUUAAACAAAAUUAUUAUCUCGUUGACACCUCGUCUCAAAUGAGUCUCUCGUAGUUCAUACAAUAUAAUAUAGAUAGUUACCAUUAACUUUCCGUUCGUCUUAAAUACGAACGUUGAUAUACGCUUUAAUUUGGUAUUCCUUGCUGUUCUUGUCCUUGUGUAAGUUGAUUAACUCGUUCGAUUAUUUAUUUGUACAUUUAAUCUAAGAUCUUCCAUUCGAUUCUUUGGUUACAUUUUCAGAAAGUUGUGUUAGUGUGGCGGUGGCGUAGGCACUAUUUAUAAUUCUUCCACUGCGUUCUUCCUAUCGAUUUUCAUCGUUCCGUCUGUUUUAUCGUUUUCGUGCGGUAUUUAUUAACGUGUAGAUUCUGUUUUGUUACAAUAAUUUAAUCUUGUGGAACGACAGAUAAUAAUAGCGAUUUUUAUAGAAAACGUAUAAAAAAUAAAAAAAAAUUCCUAGUAAUUAAGACUCUAUGGACAAAUGGACACCGUCGUAGAGUAAGUGUUUGUUUCGAUUUAAGAAACAAUAAAAAAAUAAUAGUUGAAGCGAACUCGGUAAAUACGAACGCUUCGGCUUCUUAGAACAUCACAAUAAAUCCGUUUUUAGUCGUAGUCUCUAGUGUAACUCGAGUGGGAAUAUAAUAAUGUAGCUAUAUGUAUAUCUCAGAAUACUACAUCAUACUACAUCAUAAUACUACUAGUGUUACUAAUAUAGAGGUGUGACGGAAAGGCAGCGCUUCAGUAUGUGACCCGACAUACUGGAGCAUGUCUAGUAGUUGUUUGUAUCUGUUUUCGUUUUUGGUUUGAAAUUUAUUUUUUUUAUUUUCAAGACUCUAAUAUGACGUAUUAGGUUAGUACACAGUUUGAUAGAUAAGAUAAGAAGUGAGUAGGAUUAAAAAUAGUUUGUUCCAGCAAGCCUUUACAUAUAUUAAGUAGAGUCUGUGUCAAGUAUUUGUUCGCGCGUAUCUUGGCGCUUAUGUUGAGUUUUUCUUUCGUAGAAUUUAAAAUUUGUCUUGAAAUUUCCUUUCGUCCGUUCUUAUUGAAACCUAUUCACAUCUUUAUCUUACUUCUUUAUCUUUUAACGCGUUUGCGGGAACAAACGAUUUGAUGAGGCUCGCAAAUAACCUAACCGCUAUAUGGGAUAUUCGUAGUAUUGAACAGAGAUAUAUUUGUAGAAUGUAGUUAAAAAUAAUAUUACCUAUUUAUUAUUUUUAAUAUGUAAUAGAAAAAAGAUAUAUGAAAGGCUCAGUUGAUAAUUAUAAUACGUAUUUGAUGUUUGCUUUGUAUUUUCUUAGAAUAAGUUUAAUCUUUCCAUAUUCGUCGAAGUAGAGCAUCCGCACAGUAGGGUGAUUUAGUGCUAGCCGUAAGUGCCACGGGAAUGCAUCGUUGGUACGUACCGUGUGCGAAGUGAUAAAAAUAUAUAAAAUUAGUUUAUAAGGCGUUUCGUGUAAUCUUAGCUUCUACGACAGACGAGAAUAGCCUCGAAAUCACAGAAAAAUAUACUAAAUCGUUAAGUGAAUCGGAUAUUUGAUAUUUAAUAAUUUAAUUCGCUUUUUGUCAUCCGUGCUCAACACAUCGUGCCUUUGCUGACAGAUAAAACGUUAAGACAAAUUCACACCAAUUCCGCUACGUCCCCGACGCCUAAUGAGCCAGGUCGUCGGCCCAACGAUUCGCUGUCGCUGUGAUCAUAUUCGUGUGCUUUCGUGCUUCCUUAUCGUCCUUUCACCUUGCAGGCUACGAUUUUAAGUCUAUCGUUAGUUAGCGGUGCUGGUGUGUUUCAUGUCUUAUUCAUUUGAAAUACCUAGCAAAAAUAUAUGAAAAAUAUUAUAGUAGAAAUAUAUAUCGUUAGGUUAAGAUGCCGAAAUUAUCAUUACGGAGUGCUAUCACGUCGAAGAACACCGUCGUUGUUUAAAUGUCGAUAUAACUCGAAAGUUCAGAGACGCUCUCGUAUCUAUAAUAAAGGUAAGGCAAUUAUUCUCAUUAUUAUUAUUUUAUUAACUAACUUUGACAAUGUUUUAUCAUACAAAUAGGAAGUUCGUAUAUCGUUCAAAUAUCUGUAAUCUAUCGAUUCGGAGCCAUCGUGUAUCGGUUAAAUACUUACUAAUUGUAUUAAAUUAUAUUUGGAGGUAAUCUUAUAACUGAAUCUAUUGUCUUGCGACUUGUUUAUCACUUAGCAUCUGUUGACUAUCGAAUAGGUUCUUACAAUAUUUACUUUAUACGUAGAUUGAGUGACUAGUUAUUAUGUAUUUUUAUAUAGAAUAUUAAAAUUUCAACUUUUAUCUUUAGCUGAAAGUUUGCUUCAGUUAACUUUCUCUAUAUGAAAGGUGGAAUUAAACUGUAGCGGCGGAUAUAAUAUACGAUGAAGGAUGGGAUGGAUAUUUAAAUUGAUAUCUAUCGCAUGCAACAAAUAUGAAUCAAAUUAAUUAAAAAAUGUCAUUAUUCGGCCCUUACGUAUACCAAAGUAUUGGAAACUUCGAUUUUGUACUAGGUUUGACCUUCAUACAAAAAAAAAAUGAAUAUAAGGAUAUUAUUUUCUUUUGGAAUUACCAAAGGAAAAUUCGUUUCAAUUUUUCAAUCUACGAUACUAUUAAUUCUAUACUUUCUUCCCCAAGAAAAAUAUUUUCUGGCGGAGCUUGUAUUCGACAUUCUGUGGUGUUUUUGAAGCGUGGCGUAUCUAGAUCUCAAAAGUUUGGUAUUUUACGUAGUGUCUAAAUAGAAUCGUAACUUGCUAGAAUUGUUAAUUUAAAUAGAAACGCUAAUUCAGUUCUUAGCACUCACAUAUAAUAAUUAAUGUUUGAGUGCAAAUCACGAGCGUCGUGUAGACGACGUUAAUUAAGUUAACUGUGACAUUGUGCUUUUUUAAAAUAUUUCAAUUAAAUAUGAAUUAUUCUAAUUAAAAAAAAAAAACAACUUUAGAUUUUGUCCUUGUACCUAUUUUAUAUUAUAUAAUAUUUUAGGUUAAAAGUUAAUUUUGAGCAUGACCUGAGAAAAACGAUCUUAGUUUAUCAUAAUGAAUCAUUUGACAUUAAUAUAUUUCAACUAAACUAAGAUUGUUCAAUGAUAUUUUUAAUAGGCUACAUUUGCUAUUUGACUUUACUUAUACAUGCAAUCUAAUUAAUUAAGACAGGAAUUUAGCUUAAUACACUAUUUAAAAAAAAAAAAAACAUUAAUUAUUGCUUAAAAGUCUGAACUAAUAAUAUAGCCAAUAUUUGCAUGAAAGAAUUUAAUGCACAUCUUUUGCUGAAAACACGCCUCUGUUUAAAACGAAUACAAUCAAAUUAAAAUAGAAGGGGUACUUUUUACGAUGUUGUGAACUUAGCGCGGGACUUCUAAGAUCGCAACGUUUGUGGAUAGGUUUAACUAUAUUGCAACUACAUGGAUAAUGUCACACUAAAUUUUAAGGCAUUAAAUGCUGUUUAUUAUUGAAAACAUACACGGAGGUCUAACUAGUUAUUAAUAGUUUUAGGUAAGCGUAGGUGUACCUAGUUUCUUUUACCCAAUGUUUUUUAAUAAUAUUAUUAUUGUGUGUGGUACGUGAGCACAAUAGAAGUCUCCUUAUGGUGAACUUAUGGUAAAAAUUAAAUCAUUCAAUAUUAAAACUUAUCAAUAUAUUUGGUGACGUAUCAGUUGACGUUUUAUCAUCAAAUUAAAUUAUAUUAUAAUAAAAUAAUAGUCUGGUUAAUUUGUUUAGUUGAUUUGGUUAUUGUGGCCUAAAGGAAUGGUCAAUUAUUGUUUAUUUUUUAUCUGUGUUAUGUAACCACGGUUCAUCGGCAGUCGGCACCUAGAUACUGUGUCGUGUUUAACUUGUUCCCACCGCACAAUGUGCUUUUUAAUAGAUUUAAUUUUUUAUUAUAGAAAAGGAGACAAUAUUAUCCGCAACAUUUGUAUGAAAUAUUUAUUUUAAUAUUUAAAAUAAACAAUAGGACAUAUAUUCAAGCCAUUUGAAAUUUUCUAUUGAACUUAAUUCUAAAAAUUGAAUUUACCUCAUUGAUAUGCUGAAUACCAUCGACAACCUUCAAUAGAAAAUAAGUUCACUGCUUAGUUCCUCUGAUUUAUUUCGUCCAGAUAUUGAAGGAAUAUUAUAUUUCAUAUACUGAAUAUCAGUCCUAUUUCCAAACAAUCUGAAAUUGACGUUUCUAAAAUUUAAUAUUGUAAUGAUUCAUUGUUCUUGUAAAAAAACAAUUGUAACCGUAUGUGUAACGGCCGGUAUAGACGUAGCAAUCUGAUACGAUAUCAUUUAGAGAAGCAUUACGUGCAAUUGCAAAGUCGAAUUGCUAACGUUAACUACCGUUACAUAUGUGGAAGUCAUUUUGUCUAAUAUCACCAGGCGGUUAAUAAAUGUAAUACAAAUAA
Vanessa atalanta (red admiral) is the source of this 10713-nucleotide messenger RNA. RefSeq names its product MAGUK p55 subfamily member 7 (gene metro). Gene Ontology annotation, cellular component: plasma membrane; cell-cell junction. Bases 268 to 2067 code for a protein of 599 amino acids. Gene Ontology annotation, molecular function: protein binding. The transcript has 11 exons. The record is from RefSeq and is a predicted model, not a curated record. NCBI's taxonomy places the organism in Eukaryota, Metazoa, Arthropoda, Insecta, Lepidoptera, Nymphalidae.